AUGGACUGCAUUACUGCUUUCAACGACUUGAAGCUUAACAAGAAGUACAAGUUCAUCGUCUACAAGCUCUCUGACGAUUACAAGGAGAUUGUCAUCGACAAGGCCUCCGAGAGCCGAGAUUGGGAGGACUUCCGUGAGACACUCGUCAACGCUACCGCCAAGAGCCGAACUGGCGCUGUUGGCAAGGGUCCCCGUUACGCCGUUUACGACUUUGAGUACAACCUGGCCUCCGGCGAUGGUAUCCGAAACAAGAUCACCUUCAUCGCCUGGUCUCCUGAUGAUGCUGGUAUCCAGCCCAAGAUGAUCUACGCUUCCUCCAAGGAGGCCCUUAAGCGAUCGCUCACCGGCAUUGCCACCGAGUUGCAGGCCAAUGACACUGAUGACAUCGAAUACGACUCCAUCCUCAAGACCGUCAGCAAGGGUCUUGCCGCUUAA
This is a messenger RNA of Fusarium pseudograminearum CS3096, 435 nucleotides long. RefSeq lists its product as uncharacterized. Gene Ontology annotation, biological process: actin filament depolymerization; cell motility; actin filament severing. Gene Ontology annotation, molecular function: actin filament binding. NCBI's taxonomy places the organism in Eukaryota, Fungi, Ascomycota, Sordariomycetes, Hypocreales, Nectriaceae. The transcript has 5 exons. The coding region runs from base 1 to 435 and encodes 144 amino acids. The record is from RefSeq and is a predicted model, not a curated record. Gene Ontology annotation, cellular component: cytoplasm; actin cytoskeleton; actin cortical patch.